CGCUGGUCGGCCAGUCUGAGUCUGACACACACACACGCCAACGAGACGAGUCGAGAUGUCUGCCAUGCGCCUCCUGCUGCUGUGCGUCUUCUUCAUUUGCCUCUCAGUCUUGACAUGCCAAGAAGAUGUAGCCCAGCCUAACUGUUACAGAGCCUAUAGUUAUUAUACAUGCUUAAAGCGUGACAACUAUAUAUGUGCCAGCAAUGGCCAGACCUACCCCAACAUGUGCUCAUUCUGUACAAACCAAAGAUUAGCGGAACUUCCAAUCAAAGUUGUAAAAUAUGGAGUUUGUUGAAUUUCUUCUGUCUACAUUGGACAUCACAAGCCCCCUUUGCUCCACUGCUGACCCCUACAGCCUUUCAAAUCUGAAAUAAACAUUUACUUCUGGCAUGAAA
Molecule: messenger RNA, 395 nt
Organism: Polypterus senegalus (gray bichir)
Lineage: Eukaryota; Metazoa; Chordata; Cladistia; Polypteriformes; Polypteridae
Product: serine protease inhibitor Kazal-type 1-like
Exons: 4
Coding region: 56-295 (79 amino acids)
Molecular function (GO): protein binding
Source: RefSeq, a predicted model, not a curated record